Molecule: messenger RNA, 5183 nt
Organism: Anguilla anguilla (European eel)
Lineage: Eukaryota; Metazoa; Chordata; Actinopteri; Anguilliformes; Anguillidae
Gene: jag1b
Product: jagged canonical Notch ligand 1b
Exons: 26
Coding region: 273-3944 (1223 amino acids)
Biological process (GO): cell communication; multicellular organism development; Notch signaling pathway
Cellular component (GO): membrane
Molecular function (GO): Notch binding; calcium ion binding
Source: RefSeq, a predicted model, not a curated record
UCGAUGGAACAGUCACUCACAGACUGCGCUUUCUCAGCUCGUGCGCGUUGUUUCGCAGCUGAUUUGUGGGGGGAAACAGACUAAGAACAAUAAUCGCAAUAGUCGCAGAAAAGUAGAAACGCGAAGGGAGACAGGCUGCUUUAUAUUUGAAAUCUGAUCUACUGACAAAGCUUUGUUCUCCACCGUGCAUGUUCAAAUUGGAGAAUAUUAGAGCCGUGUGUCGGCCAGACUUUUAGUUUCAAAGCGAGCGGCAAUAUCAUAAAGAAGGAGGCAUGACUCGGAGACGGAGUUCUUUUUUUGCUGCGUUUUCCUUACAUGCCUUGCUGCUGUGCCUACGAGCAAAGGUGUCGGAAUCGUCCGGACACUUCGAGUUGCAGAUAUUAUCGAUGCAGAAUGUCAACGGUGAACUGCAGAACGGGCUGUGCUGCGAUGGCUCGCGGAAUCCUGCGGACCGCAAAUGCUCAAGGGAUGAGUGCGAUACUUAUUUUAAAGUUUGUCUGAAGGAAUACCAGUCCAGGGUGUCUGCUGCGGGACCGUGCAGCUUUGGGUCGGGAUCUACGCCUGUCAUCGGAGGGAAUACAUUUUCUUUGAAAAACACACCGAGGAAAGAGAAAUCCAGGAUAGUUUUGCCGUUCAGCUUCGCUUGGCCGAGGUCCUUCACGCUGAUAGUGGAAGCCUUGGACAGCAACGAGACGGCCGGGGCCAGGGGCGAGCUCAUCGAGAAGGCCGUCCACUCCGGCAUGAUCAACCCCAACCGGCCGUGGCACACCCUGAAGCACAACGGGCAGGUGGGCCAGUUCCAGUACCAGAUCCGCGUGGCCUGCGACGAGCACUACUACGGCAUCGGCUGCAACAAGUUCUGCCGCCCGCGCGACGAGUUCUUCGGCCACUACGCCUGCGACCACAACGGCAACAAGACCUGCCUGGAGGGCUGGGCCGGCCCCGACUGCAACACGGCUAUCUGCCGACAGGGCUGCAACGCGGAGCACGGAUCCUGCAAACUGCCUGGAGAUUGCAAGUGCCAGUUCGGCUGGCAGGGCCAGUUCUGCGACAAGUGCAGCCCUCACCCGGGCUGCGUGCACGGCACCUGCAUCGAGCCCUGGCAGUGCCUCUGCGACACCAACUGGGGCGGGCAGCUCUGCGACAAAGACCUGAACUACUGCGGGACGCGCCAGCCCUGCCAAAACGGGGGCACCUGCGGCAACACGGGGCCCGACAAGUACCACUGCUCCUGCCGGGACGGCUACUCCGGCGUCAACUGCGAGAGGGCGGAGCGCGCCUGCCUGUCGGACCCCUGUGCUAACGGAGGGACCUGCGCGGAGACCAGCUCCGGGUUCGAGUGCCAGUGUGCGGCGGGAUGGAGCGGCCCGUCCUGCCUCACCAAUGUGGACGACUGCACCCCGAACCCCUGUUCCCACGGCGGCGCCUGCCAGGACCUGGUCAACGGGUUCAAGUGCAGCUGUCCCCCACAGUGGACCGGCAAGACCUGCCUGAUCGACGCCAACGAAUGCGAGAGCAAGCCCUGCGUGAACUCCAACUCCUGCCGCAACCUGAUUGGUGGAUACUUCUGCGAGUGCGUAGCAGGCUGGACAGGACAGAACUGUGACACCAAUAUUAAUGACUGUGAGGACCAGUGUCUGAAUGGAGGCACCUGCAAGGACCUGGUGAAUGGUUACCGCUGCCUCUGCCCGCCCGGCUACACGGGGGAGCGCUGCGAGACGGACAUGGACGAGUGCGCCAGCGCCCCCUGUCUGAACGGAGGUCACUGCCGCGACGACGUCGACGGGUUCCAGUGCCUGUGUCCCGCCGGCUUCUCGGGCAACCUGUGCCAGCUGGACAUUGAUUACUGCGCCCCCGACCCGUGCCAGAAUGGAGCACGCUGCUUUAACCUGGCCACCGACUACCUCUGCACCUGCCCCGAGGACUACGAGGGCAAGAACUGCUCGCACCUGAGAGACCACUGCCGCACCACCUCCUGCCAGGUCAUAGACAGCUGCACCGUGGCCGUGACCUCCAACAGCACCCCGGAGGGGGUGCGCUACAUCUCCUCCAACGUGUGCGGCCCCCACGGGCGCUGCAGGAGCCAGGCGGGGGGGCAGUUCACCUGCGAGUGCCAGAACGGCUUCACCGGGACCUACUGCCACGAGAACAUCAACGACUGCGAGGGCGGCCCGUGUUGGAACGGCGGGACGUGCAUCGACAAAGUCAACGCCUACCAGUGCAUCUGCGCCGACGGCUGGGAGGGACCUCGCUGUGAGACGGACAUCGACGACUGCGGAGCGAACCCGUGCAAGAACCGCGGCGCCUGCCAGGACGUGGUCAACGACUUCUACUGCGAGUGCCGCAACGGCUGGAAGGGGAAGACCUGUCACUCCCGUGACAGCCAGUGCGACGAGGCCACCUGCAACAACGGCGGGACCUGCUCCGACGAGGGCGACGCCUUCCGCUGCCUGUGCGCGCCGGGCUGGGAGGGCGCCACCUGCAGCAUAGCCAAGAACAGCAGCUGCCUGCCAAGCCCCUGCGGGAACGGCGGGACCUGCGUCGUCACGGGAGACGGCUUCGCCUGCGUCUGCAAGGAAGGCUGGGAAGGCAGCACCUGCACCCAGAAUACCAACGACUGCAAUCCGCACCCCUGCUACAACAGCGGGACGUGUGUGGACGGGGACAACUGGUACCGCUGCGAGUGCGCCCCCGGAUUCGCCGGCCCCGACUGUCGAAUAAACAUCAACGAGUGUCAGUCCUCGCCCUGUGCUGCCGGCUCCACCUGCGUGGACGAGAUCAACGGAUAUCGCUGCCUGUGCCCGCCCGGCCGGGUAGGCCCCAGGUGUCAGGAAGCCAUGGGAACGCCCUGUUUCGCCAACGGCCGCGUCGCCCCCGAGGGAAGCCAGUGGGACGAGGACUGCAACGCCUGCCGCUGUCGCGGCGGGAAGGCCGCCUGCUCCAAGAUGCGCUGCGGUCCCAGGCCGUGCCGGGUCCCCGGUAAGGGGCGCGGGGAGUGCCCCGCCGGCCAGGCCUGCGUCCCCGUCGGGGAGGACCGCUGCUUCGUCAAGCCCUGCCCCGGGGCGGGGGAGUGCUGGCCCCCCAGCCCGGCCCCGCCCCCGGCCCCGCCCAAGUGUCGCCUGGCCCCCGGCGUCGCGGAGCGCGACUGCGCCAACGUCGCCUUCGCCUUCAACAAGGAGUCCCUUCCGCAGGGCCUGACGGUGGAGCAGGUCUGCAGCGAGCUGAGGCGCCUGUACGUGGCGAGGAACCUCUCGGCCGAGCACGCGCUCUCCGUGACCUGCGAGCCUUCGCCGACCGCCGCCGACGAGAUCCACGUGGCCCUCUGGGCGGAGGACCAGGUGUUAGGCCAGAGCCCCGUGAAAGAGCUCGCCGACCGGAUCGUCGACCUGGUCAGCAAGCGCAGCGGGAACAGCACCGUCAUCGCCGCCAUCGCCGAAGUCCGGGUGCAGCGGCGGCAAAACCCCGGCAAAGCGGACUACCUGGUCCCGCUGCUCAGCUCCGUGUUCAUCGUGCUGUGGAUCCUGGCGGUGGGCUCCGCCUCCCUGUGGUGCGUGCGGCGGCGGCAGAAGCAGGGCGGCCACGCCAGCGCCGCGGCGACCGUGGCCGACGACAACACCACCAACAACGUGCGCGAGCAGCUCAACCAGAUCAAGAACCCCAUCGAGAAGCACGCGCUCGUCGCCGCCGCCCCCGCCAAGGACUACGAGGGCAAGAACUCCGUCAACGCCAAAAUUAGGACGCACGCCUCCGAGGCGGAGGACGAGGAGGCGGAGAGGCGCCUCCAGAAAGGCCGCUUCGCCAAGCAGCCCGCCUACACCCUGGUGGACAGGGAGGACAAAACGGGGCAGGCCGUGCCGGCCAAACACCAAAACUGGACUAACAAACAGGACAACAGAGACCUGGAAACGUCACAGAGCUUAAACAGGAUGGAGUACAUCGUAUAGCAUUCCCCCCCCCCCUCCCCAACACGCCUGUCCUGUCCUAUUUGGUCGUAUUUUCCGAGGUUAUUACUUGCCUUAAUAUCCCUUUUUUGUUAAUUUAAGUUUUGACAAGCUGGCCUUACACUGGCGGUGGUCGUUGCUGUUGGUUGGCUGGCUGGAACACCAAGCGCUGCAUUUCACGUCUGUGCAAGGCUAGCAUCGGCCGUCGCCCUGUCCUCCGCGUGCGUGAGGUGGCGGCGCUCCGAGAGAACGAGCAAACUGAAUCUCGCCUCUCUCCCUUUAAAGUCGUACGCGUUGCCAAGUCAACGUAACGGAUCGCAUUUGCGUGGUACCCUUGGUAAACUCAAAGCACUUUACAGUUGAAGGGGGAGGAGAAUACCUUAGCCACCACCAAUGUGUAGCGCCCAUCUAAGGUGACGUACGGUAGCCAUUUUGUGUCAGACGCUCACCGCACAUCAGCUGAGGUGGAGCAGGAGGGAGAUACUGCAAGUCUUAAGCAUUUUUUAAAAAUGAAAACAAAAUGGACCAUAUAGUUUAUUAUUUUCAGUUCAUACGCAGGCUCUUUAUGGUUAAUGUACAGCUAGUUCUGUUUUAAAGUGUCCUUGCAGCUCCAUGCCACAGCAACCAUCAAAAAAUUUAAUUUAUUAUUUUUUAUUUUUAUUUCUUUUUGGGUUGGGUUGGGUCAGUGGCAGCAGUUGCUGCCAAUAUGAAGAAUUUAAGUGUCAAUCUAGAACAUUGUGUAGAUAUGUACAUUUUGUUUUAAUUAAUCACUGUGUAUAUUUGAUUUAUUAACUUAAUAAUCAAGAGCCUAAAAUACCAUUCCUUUUUAUUUAUGUAUAUUUGUCUAGAUUUGAAGGUUUUGAUAGCUUUGUAAGCUCACAGAUUUGUUAUUGAUGCAAAUAUCAUUUCAUGUUCCAAAAUUCCCAAAAGUGUUCUAGAAAUAAAUUUAAUUUUUUAAGCAAUAGGACGGGCAUUUUCGUGCCUGAAAAAAAACGUUUGUACAAUGUCAGGUAUUUGAAAGUUACUGCAGCAAACCUUACUCUGCCAGGACCUUUUUUAAAUAAGCCCUAAAGGCAGGUUGGAAAAAUAAAAAAAAAUCAACUUUAGUUGUUAGUGAACGGAGUGGCGUACACUUGCCACAGAAAAAAAAAAACUUUAAGGGAACAAAAUCUUUUGUAGCUUCACGACUGCCUGUUUUUAAAAAAAGGUGUAAAAAAAAAGAAAGCAGAGUUUUUAAAGAAA